Messenger RNA from Penicillium griseofulvum, 1665 nucleotides. RefSeq names its product CAF1 family ribonuclease. The transcript is spliced from 5 exons. Gene Ontology annotation, biological process: nuclear-transcribed mRNA poly(A) tail shortening. The record is from RefSeq and is a predicted model, not a curated record. Bases 1 to 1665 code for a protein of 554 amino acids. Lineage: Eukaryota; Fungi; Ascomycota; Eurotiomycetes; Eurotiales; Aspergillaceae. Gene Ontology annotation, molecular function: RNA binding; poly(A)-specific ribonuclease activity. Gene Ontology annotation, cellular component: cytoplasm.
AUGGAUGUCACAGCUGUCACUUUCCCCGAUUGCCUCCCCUCUAUCCUCAACGACAUCGCGACAAGCUGCUUUGUGUCCGUAGACUUCGAGCUGUCUGGAGUGGUUUUUAAACCAAGCGGACCACAGCCUCGGACCCAAACCGUGCAGGAGCGAUAUGUGGAAGCUAAGGCAGCUGCAGAGCGGUACCAGAUUCUCCAAGUUGGCCUGACAACUUGUCAUGAAGACAAGGAAAAUGCCACCUACACCCUGAAACCAUACAACAUAAAUCUGAGUCCAAUCACCCAGCAUGAGAUGGAUGUGAAUCGGGACUGGACAUUCGGAAGCCGGUCAAUGGAAUUCUUACUCGCGAACCACUUCAGCAUUGACCAUAUGUGCUCCUUCGGUGUCCGAUACCUGUCUCGAAGCGAAGAAAUACUGGCAAUCAAAAGAGCUACGGAGAAAUGCCAAUCGCGGAAUCCCGUCCAAGUUGCAAAUAUUAAACAAGACGACCUUGAAUCUCUGGAGUUCCUUGAGGCUGUUCGGGUCAGUAUCAAUGAGUGGCUGGCGCAGGGCGAGAAACGCCGUGACUGGCUCAACAUCCCGCCACCCAGCAAUCUGCAGACUGUUCCAGGCCCCAUCCCUACCGGGUUGAGCAGCAUGCAGAAAUGGCUAGUACACCACCUUGUCAGCGACGAAUACCCCAACCUGACAACGCGGGGUGCGUCAACCUUCGUCCAAAUCGAAUUGCGGGACCCAAGCAAUGAGCAACAUACCUUCGAAACAAAAUUGAAGGUCAAAAAGGAACGAAUUCGGAAGCAUAUCGGGUUCCGCUGGAUCGCAGAAGCACUUGUGGGUGGAAGUCUGGAAGAACUUGAGCCAGACGCUUUCCAUCCCCUGAUGAAGAUAAUCGAGCAGCCAACUUUCGGAAUUCAGCAGUUGGCAGACAAAGUGAAGAGCCGGCUCAAGGAGAACAGACCAGUUCUAAUCGGCCACAACAUGUUCUGUGAUCUGCUCUUCUUCUACAGAUGCUUCCUCGGUCCGUUGCCGAAUACCCUCGCUGAGUUUCAAACCGUCAUCCACAAGCUAUUUCCCGUGUUGGCUGACACCAAGUACAUGGCCACUCAUGACUGCGGCUCUCUAAACCCCAUGUCUUCACUCGAAGAACUCAACACGACUUUAGCUGGCAUCGAAAGCCCCAAGAUAGAGAUCGACGCUCACUUUUCAAAGUACAAGUUCCGUAAGCGUACUCACGAGGCAGGAUACGAUAGCAUGCUUGCCGCCAUGGCCUUCAUCAAACUUGCAGGUGAGAUACAGCGCAACCCUUCCCAACCGACUGUCAAACCCCGGUCACAUACGCCGACGACACCCAGUUUAGUUGCUGGUAUCAUGGCCCAGCCUAGCAACCAGACUGUUCCUGGAAGUGAAUUCAGCAACUUCUUUGACGUUGACACUGAGACCAUUCCAAUGAUUCAGCCAGCUCAGAUUGCUCGAGCUGGUAUGUCCCUAGCCGACACUGGCUCCGAGCGUGUAGCUCGCCUGGUCAACGAAGGUAAAUUACUGCCGCGUCUCGGAGAUCCCUUCUGGGAUACCUACGGGAACAUACUGCGGGUGUUCGGUACACAGGAGAGGAAAGUGCAGCUAGGAAAGCAGGUGCUACAGCAGGAAGAUCUGCUGUUGGAGAUCUGA